This is a messenger RNA of Candidula unifasciata, 439 nucleotides long. Lineage: Eukaryota; Metazoa; Mollusca; Gastropoda; Stylommatophora; Geomitridae. The record is from the annotation of a GenBank genome assembly.
UUACAAGGAGCUCUAAUGGUUGCCUCUGUUCUGGCACUACUGGCAGGAUUCUGUGGAGUUGUUGGUUUUCUCAUGCGAUUUAUUGGCCCGUUGACGAUUGCACCAACGAUCACUCUGAUUUCGUUGUCACUGUUUCAGACGGCUGCUGACAAAGGUUCCACGCAGUGGUAUAUUUGUUUCAUGACAAUUGCCUUGGUGGCCAUAUUUUCUCAGUACUUGCGGAAUAUUGCGAUACCAUUCCCAUGUUUGAAAGAACCGUUGCAUAUAUUUGCUCUAUUUCCUGUGUUGCUGGCAGUCAUUUUGUCCUGGGUAAUCUGUGUUGUAUUGACAGAGACGAAUGCACUACCCAGCAACUCUACAGAGUGGGGGUAUGCUGCCAGGACUGACACAAAAAUCAACGUUCUACGACAGUCUAGCUGGUUUCGGUUUCCAUACCCAG